Molecule: messenger RNA, 5508 nt
Organism: Hyla sarda
Lineage: Eukaryota; Metazoa; Chordata; Amphibia; Anura; Hylidae
Gene: USP19
Product: ubiquitin specific peptidase 19
Exons: 28
Coding region: 359-4909 (1516 amino acids)
Biological process (GO): protein deubiquitination
Molecular function (GO): cysteine-type deubiquitinase activity
Source: RefSeq, a predicted model, not a curated record
UGUUCGGAUUCAGGAAGUACGGGCGGCGGGGGCUGUGGAUGGUUGUCAGGCUCUGGAGGUGGAGGAGGUGGGCGCUGCACGGCUACAAGCGGCCCGGCUACGGCCUGUGGUGCCACAGCAAGCCCGGGCAGGCGGAGCGGCAGGCACUGACCUCGUCACUGGGAGAGGCCUCCUGCGGCCUGACUGCCUCUCAGCUGUAGAGACUGGAGGAGAAGGCUCGGGACUGUUUCUUCCUUGACAGAGAGUUUAGCCACAGAGAGUCGCCAAGAUAGCUGGCCCAGGUAGAAAACGUCGAACCCCUGACCCAGACACCGUUACAGACCCCGGGGGCCCAUUUGUUUCCACCAAGCGGCAGAAGAUGUCCCAUCCUGCCGAAGGCACAGGGCAGAGGAGGGUGACUCGGGGCACCGAAGAUGCGAUCAAUAAAAAGAAGCAAAAAGAUCGAGUCAACCAGGAGAGCAAAGAAGGCAAGAUGGUGGCCAGCAGUGAGCAAAGAAAAGACAUGAUGAUCGACUGGAAGCAGAAUUCCGGGGAAGUGAUUGUAAAACUGAACACAGGGCCAGGAGCCAUAAAUGUGGAUGACGUUAAAGCUGAGUUCACAGAUACAGACUGUGUGAUCAACUUCCCAGAGGGCAAUCAGUGGAACUGCCAUUUCCAUGAGGAAAUUGAAGGAUCUUGCAGUAAAAUUCAAUAUAAAGAAAAAGGAAACUUCCUUCAACUAAUUUUACAGAAGAAAAUUCCAUUGAAUAAAUGGCCAAGCCUUCAGAAAAAGAAGAAAGAUGUUGUGAAAGAACAGGCAAAGCUGGUGCCGGCAAAAGAAAAUGGAAAAGUGAAAUCCCCUCCGAAAUUGCCUGGUGCAGAUGCCAAUCAAGCUGAACCCGCUGGCAACUCAGAAAUGAGAAAGGUUAAACCUGAGCUUAGAAACAUCAAAAGGGGUCAGGAAGUGGCAGAGCCGAACUUGAAGAGUCCCCUCACAAGGAAAACUGCCUCAGGCUCCACCCCACAAGGCGGGGCACAGGUGAAGAAAAGCUCACCCCAUAAGAUUGUCUCUACAGGGGACACCAGUCCAAGGAACCAGAAAGCGGCCAGUGCAGAGGACUGUCCAAAGUGUUUAGGCAGUAAAGGGCGAACCAACCUUACUGACACCAUCCAAGCCAAGAAUUGCUCGGUGACCCCAAAAUCUUUGAGUCCCAGGGCUGAUGCACAGGAUACCGUUGCUGAGAAGGUUGUCAUUGCUGACACAGAGAAGACGCCUCUUCCCAAUCACGGAACACUAAACCAGUCUGCCACACCAACUGUACAGCCCGUAUGCUCUAGUAAUCCCAAACCCCUCCUGCUAGGUGAUUUGACUUUGGAUCUGCUAGUGCCAUCUAAAGAGAUGCCCCAACCUUCUUCAGAACAAGCUAUAGAGUGUAAGGAGGACCUAUCAAAAACACACACUGUGCUUGAUGAUAAAAAGUCUAUUGCUGGUUCAUCACACAGUGAAGUGGCCAAGAGAGAACACGCAACUGGAAAACCAAGUUCUUCAGAGGAUUACAGUCUAGAAGAUGCACCAGAAGAUAUAGAGCCCUAUGUGAAUCUCACCUUUGUGAAAAAUGACCACUAUGAGAAGGGGAAUGACAUGGUGGUUGUCCAUGUCUAUGUAAAAGAAAUCUGCAAGCAGACAUCCCGGGUAUUGUUUCGGGAGCAAGAUUUUACUCUAAUCUUUCAGACAAGAGACUUAAACUUUCUUCGGCUCCAUCCUGGUUGUGGCCCUGAUACUGUGUUCAGGUGGCAGGUAAAGCUCAGGAACCUUAUAGAACCAGACUUGUGCAAAUACAAUUUCACAGGAGCUCGCAUUGACAUCUCCCUUCAGAAGAAGCAGUGUCAGAGGUGGGGUGGUCUAGAGGCACCUGCCGCACAAGGUGCAGUGGGUGGUGCAAAAGUUGCAAUGCCUGCAAGCCCUGCUCCUCUCGCCAAGACUCAGCCAGGAGGUAACCAGCACACACUUUCCAGCAAAGAAGAACCUAGAGCUGUGGAAAAGGAGAAGCCCCGGGCAGAGGAUGCAAGUCUGGAUAAAGUGUCAUCCAGGACUGCAGCUGAUCACGUUCCUGUAAAACCGGAACAGCUCUUGACUUCGCCUAAGCCAACCUGUAUGGUUCCCCCAAUGACUCACAGCGCAAUGAGUAGUGACAGCGCACAGGAGGAAGAGGAGAAGAGGGUGUGUCUGCCAGGCUUUACCGGUCUCGUCAACCUGGGAAACACCUGCUUCAUGAACAGUGUCAUCCAGUCCUUGUCUAACACCAGAGAGCUUAGGGAUUAUUUCCAAGAUCAUUCGUUUGAAUCAGAGAUCAAUUGCAACAAUCCUUUGGGGACCGGAGGGCGCCUUGCUGUCAGUUUUGCUGUAUUAUUAAGGGCUCUUUGGAAAGGAACUCAUCAUGCCUUCCAGCCAUCAAAACUCAAGGCAAUUGUUGCUAGCAAAGCUAGCCAGUUCACUGGAUACGCUCAGCAUGAUGCCCAGGAGUUCAUGGCUUUCUUGCUGGAUGGACUCCAUGAAGAUCUGAACCGGAUUCAGAAUAAGCCAUACACGGAGACCGUGGACUCGGAUGGAAGGCCAGAUGAGGAAGUUGCUGAUGAAGCGUGGUUGCGGCACAAGAUGAGGAAUGACUCCUUUGUAGUUGAUUUGUUCCAGGGCCAGUAUAAGUCAAAGUUGGUUUGUCCAGUCUGUGCUAAGGUUUCCAUUACAUUUGAUCCCUUCCUGUAUUUACCUGUUCCUCUACCACAGAAGCAGAAGGUUCUCACUGUGUAUUAUUUUGCAAAAGAACCGCAUAAGAAGCCUAUAAAGUUCUUAGUCAGUAUUGGUAAGGAAAACUCCAGUGCUGCAGACGUUCUUGAGUCCAUUUCCCAGAGUGUCCGGGUAAAAACUGAAAAUCUAAAGCUAGCAGAGGUGGUGAAGAACCGAUUCAAUCGCAUAUUUGACCCAUCUUGUUCUGUGGAUUCUGGCUCUCCGUCUGAUCAGCUAUUUUGCUUUGAAGUUUUGUCUCCUGAACUCUCCAAGGAACAUGUAGUUGUGCUUCAAGUCCAACAGCGUCCUCAAGUACCAAGUAUCCCAAUUACCAAAUGUUCAGCAUGUCAAAAGAAACAGCUUUCUGAAGAGGAGAAGUUGAAGAGAUGUACUAGAUGCUAUAGAGUUGGAUACUGCAACCAGGUGUGCCAGAAAACACACUGGCCUGAACACAAAGUAUCCUGUCGGCCUGAAAAUAUCGGGUAUCCCUUCCUAAUUAGUGUUCCAGAGUCACGCUUGACAUACUCGCGCCUUGCACAGUUAUUGGAAGAUUACGCAAGGUAUUCAGUCAAUGUUUUCCAGCCUCCCUUUUUACCUGGAAGGACUUCCCCAGAGCAGCCUCCACAAGCACUAAGUCCUGAGAAGUCGGAUUUCCUGUCCCAGCCCAACUGUACAUUAUCAGAAGAAGCUUUUGAAGGUGUCAAAGACUCUCAUUCUGCACAGCCACCCCUUGGACCUUCUCAUUGUCAAUCACUACAGCCAGAGGCGGGAGAGUCCAACGUGCAGGGAAAGACCUGUGUGGACAGGCACUCAAUGGUCAGCACGGACUCUGGUUUCUCAGAGCAGUCUUCAGACACCUUGAGGGAUCUCGACACAGGAGGCGAGAAAGAGACCUCAUAUGAAAAAUCUAUGAAACCUGAAGUUGCUGUCCCAGGUUACCAGCAGUCAGUGGACACCUUAUGUUCUCACGCUGCACUAUUUUACAUCAACCUUAUUGAUUCCUCUGGUAGAGAGGUGAAGCUGGAAGAUAAAGGGGAUGCUGUGCUAGAUCUCUCAGAUGACUGCUCACUUGCUCUAGUUUGGAAGAACAAUGAGAGAAUGAAGGAGUUUGUGUUGGUCGAGUCAAAAGAGCUGGAGUACGAAGAGGACCCAGGUUCUGCAAGCGAAGCUGCAAGAGUUGGUCUCUUCACCCUGGAGCAAUGUCUUAACCUCUUCACCAAGCCCGAGGUCCUAGCUCCAGAAGAAGCAUGGUACUGCCCUAAGUGUAACCAGCACAGAGAGGCUUCCAAACAACUUAUGCUAUGGAGGCUUCCGAACAUUCUGAUCAUUCAGCUGAAACGUUUUUCCUUCCGCACAUUUAUCUGGAGAGACAAAAUAAAUGACCUGGUGGACUUCCCUGUUAGAGGGCUAGACCUCACUACUUUCUGCAUUGGUCAGAAGGAGGACCACCAGAGGCCUAUCUAUGACCUGUAUGCAGUGAUAAAUCAUUAUGGGGGUAUGAUCGGAGGUCACUACACUGCAUAUGCCAGGCUUCCUAAUGAGAAGAACAGUCAACGAAGUGACGUCGGUUGGAGGUUGUUUGAUGACAGUACAGUGACUACAGUUGACGAGAGCCAAGUAGUGACAAGAUACGCAUAUGUGCUUUUCUACCGACGACGUAACUCUCCUGUGGAGAGACCAGUGCGGGGUCAUCCUGCAGAUCACAGGCCUGAAACCGGAGCAUCUGCUGAAGGAGCUGCUAGUCAGGCUUCUCUGAUCUGGCAGGCACUGGAGGCCGAAGAGGAGGAACUCCACCAUGAUGCAGAUUUACGACGACGCCACAGAGCCUCCACCAAUCACGAGUCCGCUCACCUCCAGCUCUCGGAGUACUCUGAUGAAGCUCGCAUCCGUUACUUUGUCCUUGGCACCAUGGCAGCAAUUGUUGCCUUCUUCUUGAAUAUAUUCUAUCCCUUAAUGUACCAGUCCCAGGGCAGGCAUUUCUGUAAAUUCCUUAUAUGUGAGGAUAUUGAUGCACACUCAAGCGCAUGGGGUCAGCCAAAUGGCAUUUGGGCCAAACUUAAAUCCAGAGGACACCUCCCAGGUGGCAGCUGGAACAGUUUCCGAUCUCUUUUCCCACCCAGCAGAACCAGCUCAAUCUUACAGUAACAUGGAAGACGUUGACUGAUGGAAGUUUUACAUAAUGAAAGAAGUUUUUUUCUUUUUCUUCUUUUUUUCACCCCAGUCACACUUUUUGUCUUUGUAUCCUGGAGCAGCACGCUGUUUGUACAUAACUGUUGAAUAUUUUUAUGUUUUGGGAGUUUGGUUUUGCUUUUUUUGUUUUUUCUUUUUGGGAGAGGGGGGUGGUUUUUGGAGUUGGGGGGGAGGAUUGCUGUGGUCUAUAUUUUGGCAUCCAUGUAAGUAAUUUUCAUGUCAGUUUAUUCUCUUGAGUUCUUGAAGCCCUACAGUGUCAGAAGCUUGAGUCAGUUUUCUGUACGCUGCUGCUAGGGGAAUGUGCACCAAGGAACCCUUUUUGUUUCCCCCCCUGAAGUAUGUUGGACAUUAUUUUUGGGGGUGGAGAGGGGGGGGGGGGUGUUUGUUUGCAAUAUGUACAGCUUCCUGCAGUGUUUGUGUGAUAGAGUAUCCUCCCUUAAAGCAGCAUUAGCCUCUUCAUACGUCAUGUGGAUCCUCCGGCUCUGUGGUGUUGAGAAAAAAAAAAAUGCUGCAUUUUACUUUAUCCAUAUGUAUCAUAUUAAACAUGAAAUCUC